AUGCUCAGACCGGACCAUUCACCGGUCAAGCCUCCCAAGUCCGCCAAGCCGGACAAGUCAGCAAAGCUGGCCAAGCCGGACAAGAGCGAGGAGGCGCGCCCGGAAGCUCCAAGCCCGCGCCAAACGGUGCUGCGAAGGGGCCUACAGGCGCAUACAGACUUCCUUUCCUUCGCCACCAGAAGGUUCGGGAACAUCGCGCGAUUGUGGUUCGUCAUGGAUCCUGAGGAAAACAUGAAGCUGGCCAACAAGCAGUUUGUUCGUGGCUGCGAGGAGAUCGGCUUUUCCGGCUGUUUGACGACCCUGUGGCGUCAGCUGGACCAUGAUGGCUCAGGCUACAUCGCAUUGGGCGACAUCGACCCGCAGGUUGCUUUGCAGUUGGCCGACCUCAAGGUGCUUCUCAGUCAGGAGUUCGAAGGCAGCGCUGACAAGUUCAUGAAGAGCGUGGACUUGAAAGGCAGCCAUCGAGUAAACAAAGACGAGUUUGUGCGAGCGAUGGAUACGUUGAAAUGCCCUGCGGGCUCAUCCAGGCGACUCUUCGAUCUGCUUUGCCGCUGCAACUGCACGACAAUUUCGGUCAAAGACCUAUUGUUUCUGCAGAGGUGGAGCCCGCCACCAUACUAUUUUGUUUGCGGCGACCUGCGCUUGCUAAGCAGCUUUCGCAGUGCCCUGGCCGAACUUCAUGGAAGCGCCCUGCGCGCCUGGUUCCGGCUGUGGGAUCCCGACAGGCUCUUUCGGGUUUCUUGGUUCCGCUUUCGGCUUGGUGUAGCGAAUAUCGCGCGCCGCCAUGGCGGCCUCCCCAACAUGGAGGAGGACACGGCCAAGGUCUGGAGGACAAUGGAUGAGGAGUGCUUUGGCUGGGCAACGCUCCGCACAUUCCACCCCGAGGCUUUCGAGGCUGCGGCCCGACUGAAGCGCUGGGCGACUGUGAGCCAUGGUAGCGUAGCCAAAUUCAUAGCGUCUGUGCUGAAAAAGUUGGAGUCCCAGGGCCUCAGACUUUCGAAGUCCGUGUUCCGCAAGGUGCUGAUGGACGAAGAGUUGCUGCCCAAGGAGGCGGCUGAUCUGCUAUUCGAGGGCCUUGACGUUGAUGAGCAUGGGGUGCUGGCGGAGCAGGACGUGCGGUGUCUUGACAAGUGGGACCUUGUCUUUGAGGAAGAAGCUCAAGCCCGACGGGUCCAUGUUGGUACCUCGAGCUCCCCGAAGCGGCAGGGCCUUUGA
Molecule: messenger RNA, 1215 nt
Organism: Symbiodinium pilosum
Lineage: Eukaryota; Dinophyceae; Suessiales; Symbiodiniaceae
Source: the annotation of a GenBank genome assembly